UACCGGUGCCGGGCCAAGCCGGGCCUAAGCAGGCCCCAUACCGUCUGGUCUUAGUGUUCUCUUAUUGAAGUCUCCCCUAUGAAAAUUUUAUUAGUCUAUAUUUCGUGAGUUUGGCCAAAUAAAUACUAGUCGUUUAUCUAAUUUGCAGAGCUCCCGCGCGGGAGAAAGGAACGGUGAAAACUGAAAAUGGCGUCGGAAACCACCACCACCGCCGCUUCAGACGAACCGUUGAAGCUCGCUUUAGCAAUGGCUCUUCUUCGUUCUAAGCUCGUAAACAAAACUUCUGAAACUUCUCAUCCUCCAUCUGAUACCUCCAGUUCUGAAGCUCUCAAAUGGAAACGCAAGGCAAAAGAGCGUAAACAAGAGAUUCUCAGACUCAAACAAGAUCUCGUAGAAGUGGAAGAUGGAAUGCAUCAUGAAGUGUUCCCGGGGAGUGCAUCCUGCAAAUGCUAUUUCUUCGACAAUUUAGGGAAAAUGAGCCCUAAUGAGAUAUCAGGAGAAGGAUUUGAUGAGAGAUUUAAGGAUGUGUUACGUCGCAGAUUUCUUAGACAAGUGAGACUGAAGGAACGAAGAAAAAGAAGAAAUGAUGGUUCCACACAAAGAUUAUUUUUGUCUGAUAAUAAAGCUGAGGAGACUGAACAACUUAGGGCCUCGGCUGAUUUUCUUGUGGAGCUAUGUGACACUGUAAGGCCAGAUGAUGGUGACUUUGCAAACUGGUCACACCAAGCUGUAGACUUCAUUUUGGAUACGAUCAAUAAUACAUUGUCCAAGGGAAAGAAUAUUGAAUCUGUUGAUGGGAUCGUUGGCAGCUUGUCACUACACAUAGUGCGGAAAAUGUGCACUACACUACAAGGAAACGCCCAUCAUGAUGCCCGGAUCCAUGUUCAACACUUGCUUCGUAAGCUUGGAAGCGAGUCAUGUAUUGGGCAACGAGUUAUUCUUGCAGUUUCUCAAAGAAUAUGUUUACUAGCAGAAAAUUUGCUGUUUCUUGAUCCAUUUGAAUCAACUUUCCCCGAGAUGCAUAGCAAUCUGUACAUUUUGAUCCAGCUUAUUGAGUUUUUAGUAUCGGACUACCUGAUAAGUUGGUCAAAGACAAGUGGUUUUGCAACUGAGUUGUUUGAAGAGUGGGUGACUUCAAUCCUCCAUGCUAGAAAAGGACUUCAGCUUUUAGAAAGCAGAUGUGGGCUUUACAUUUUGUACAUGGAUCGCGUAACUGGGUUAAUUGCCAAACUAGUGGGCCAGGCUGAAUCCCUACAAAGGCUCAACCCGAAUAUUCUUCAAAGGUUAUUUUGCUGAAUCUCUACAAUGUAUGCCACACCUUCCUCUUCCCACUUUCAAUUAUAUAUGUUCUUAGCAUACCAAACUGUCAAUCUGUCAUGAGUUUUGCAUAGAGGUGCCCGUUUCAACCCGUUUAUCUCUAAAUGGGUCAGUUUUGGUUAUAUAAAUACCGGGUCAAAUAGAUUGUUAAUUCAUAACCAAUUUGGUUUGGAUUUCGGUUUAAAACAUCAAAACCGAUUUGUAAA
Molecule: messenger RNA, 1523 nt
Organism: Helianthus annuus (common sunflower)
Lineage: Eukaryota; Viridiplantae; Streptophyta; Magnoliopsida; Asterales; Asteraceae
Product: protein MULTIPOLAR SPINDLE 1
Exons: 10
Coding region: 187-1296 (369 amino acids)
Biological process (GO): meiotic DNA double-strand break formation; meiotic spindle organization
Source: RefSeq, a predicted model, not a curated record